Molecule: messenger RNA, 1141 nt
Organism: Sardina pilchardus (European sardine)
Lineage: Eukaryota; Metazoa; Chordata; Actinopteri; Clupeiformes; Clupeidae
Product: cytotoxic and regulatory T-cell molecule-like
Exons: 4
Coding region: 12-377 (121 amino acids)
Biological process (GO): detection of tumor cell; cell recognition; positive regulation of natural killer cell mediated cytotoxicity directed against tumor cell target
Cellular component (GO): plasma membrane
Molecular function (GO): signaling receptor binding
Source: RefSeq, a predicted model, not a curated record
AGGCUAACAGCAUGAAGAUGACACACGCUACAGAUUUAGGCUUCCUUGUUAUGAUACUGUGUGGCUUUGGAAUGUCACAGGCUGUAAAACAUGUCACAGUGAUGGAGGGCGAGAGAUUAACCCUGACAUGCAAGAAGUCACCGGGCAAUAUGGACUGGCAAAAUGAUAGAGAUGAAGUUCUAUUUUUCAACGAUAUAAAAGCUUACCAGGAUGACAGAUAUAGCAUCCUCAGCGUUACCAGUUCAGACUACACUUUAGCAGUGUCACCUGUGACUUUCAAAGAUGAGGGCAUGUACUCAUGCUACCAUUACAGCAGCAGCUUACCCAAAGUCACAGUAAAGCAAUACAAUGUGACCGUUUCAGCUGCCCCUGAAUAACAUUCACCAAACAUGGAGACAGAGAAGACUCCUCUCUGCACCAGCAGGAAAUGUACAAGCCUUUGAGCAAUAAUGAGGUCUAUAAAAUCACACAGUGUGCAUUGUAGAAUAAUGUAUUGCACGUAGCAUAUUUUUUGUGGUUUAUGAAUGGAUAGUCUGUAAGCACAUGAUGGUGCACUAGCACCCUUCAACAAAUAACAACAACAACAAAAACACUGUAAAAGAUAUGAAUGAAACAUGAUGCUAUAACAAAUCAUUUGAACCCUAUAAUUGAUGUUGUUGAAACUUAAUAAUUGUAUCAUUCGUUGGGAAAUACUACAUACUGCUGUAGCGAGUAAGUGGAAAUGAAUGCAGGAGGAGCUAUUGUUACGCAGGAGGAGGCAAACCAAAGAAACAAAGCUAAAGGGUGCACGCCUGACACCUAUCCAUCCCUUCUGCUGGCAUGGGCCUAAAUGGGGAAAUGUACACGAACAGGGACAAGUGAAAGCAAGGCCCGCAAUAGGCACUUAAAGGGCCAGCAGUGCAAAAGGAGCUGAGAAGCUCAGAGAUUGUCACAGUAGUCUAUUGUAAAUAUGGGCCAGUUUGAUGUCAACUCUUUCUGUGUAUAUGAUUUGAUGCAGGAAAAGCAUGAUGUGACUGAACUCUUCAGUCAGUAAUAUCCAGUCAAUAAUAUAGUUUUACUGGUCACCACAGAGUAGCAUUAUAUAGCUUGUACCUUUAUGUGUCAUAAUGUGAUUACUAUAAUAAACCUGAUCUUUUUGUCA